Parnassius apollo (apollo) is the source of this 585-nucleotide messenger RNA. Lineage: Eukaryota; Metazoa; Arthropoda; Insecta; Lepidoptera; Papilionidae. The record is from the annotation of a GenBank genome assembly.
AUGGAUGAAGUUAACAUGAAAAAGAAAGAAAAUGUCGUGAGUGGAUUCAGAGCGACAGGUAUCGUUCCAUUCAAUCCUCAACAAGUGUACAAAAAAAUUCCCGAAUGUCUUCCAAAUGAGACAACUUUAUCUGUGGAUCAUUUAUUACUUGAUUAUUUAAAAGACAAUAGGAAACCUAAUGAAAUGAAAAAAGGAAGAAACAAAAAGUUAAAUGUCCAGCCAGGAAAAUCAAUGAGUACAUCAGAGCUUAAUCAAGUUGAAACAGACAACAAAAAACCAAAGAAAAAUAGAUUAGAAAAUGAAGCAAAAACUAAAGAAGACUUUGACCUGAUAACGUCUGAAGAGGGAUAUAUACUUGAUGCUAGAACACCUGAUACAAAACUUGAUGAGUUCAGUGGGAAAUUAGCCGCUACCCAAGUAAAUAUUUGUGGAAAUUUAAACGAAGAUGAUAUUUCCCACGAUGAACAUUCAAUUAAAUUUAACGAAGCAACAGUAAACCAAAUUAAGCGACGCAAGCGAUCUCUAAAAGAAAAAAACUUAAAAAAUAAAAAACCGGCAAAAAGAUGCAAGCACAUUGACUCGUAA